CCCGUCUUGAUGUGAGAGUCCAUGGAGGAGGAACCAGGAACUGGACCGGACCGGACCAGACCGCUGCUGCUGGAGAUUGCAGAAACACGUCUGAGGAGCUUCCUGCUCCGAUCAGGAUUAAGUGUAUCUUUACAAGCGACCUCCGUUAAACGACGAGGUCAAAGUCCAACAUUCCUGCAGGAGGAAACUGGAGCGAUUAAUGGGAAUCCAGAUCCAGACUGGGAGGAGUGGCCAGGUGGGCUAAUGAGGAACAGGUGGAUGUAACUGAGGACAUCUAGUGGCAGAAACGGGAUGAUGCAAAAUUUGUCCUUUUGCAUCGAUAUUUGUGGAGCUGAAACAAUGACUGGGAAGCGUGUCGCCGUGCAGCUCCAGGAUCUGAUCUGAGGAGGAACCUUUAACUCCGAGUCUUCUCUGAAGCGAGCGUCUCCUCCGUUUCCCCCUCCGACCGGAGGCCUGAUUCCAGGAAGGACGUCGUCUUGACUCGCAUCCAGCCGUGCUUUCUGCUUCUUUCUAGCUCUUGAAUUGUGCAGCCGGGUCUGCGGCUCUGCCUGCAGGUCAGACUGUUUUGUUGUUGUGUAAAUGAUCGCCUCUCAGAGGAACUCCUUGCUAGCGGCUCUGGAAGAUGCGAUCUGACAGGUUUAGACUGAAAAGGCCACGGAGGAUCUGCGGCGAUGCGAACUGCACCUACAAACACACCAACCGCCUCUGAUGCCCCGAGGUCACCGAGGUCACCGGCUGAACCAGAUCCGACCCGACAGCAGGACCGGCGGGUCAGGGGUCGCUCCGACCGGAGGAACACCUGGAAUCACCGCUGAAACAGGCUGCCGUAGUUCCAACAGCAGAGGCUCAGAUUAAAGCGUUAUUGAACAGAUUAUGAGGGGAAGAGUGAGGAUGAAGAGCGAGGAUGAAGCAGCGCCACUGUUCAGGUUCUGGUUCUGCUCGUCCCGGAUGACAAAAGGAGCGAUGUAGUUUCAGGAUCAUCAAGCUUUACGGUGGCAUUUAGAGAUCGACAGUCACCCAGGAGACACACACACACACAUACUGUGUGUGUGUUGAAUGUCAGCAGCAGUCGGUGGUCUGGGAUGAACCCGAGGUGACCUGAUCAUGAACUCGACAUCAAUGGUUCUGAUUGGUCGACACCCACUGUGAUGUCACCGUGGUAACCUGUGGGGAUCAAAAUAAUUUUUGUGAUUUUUAAAAUCUAAAUCUCUGUUUUUGUGGCGCUGAAAACUGGAGGAUCUGCUUCCUGUUGUCCUGAUGGAGCCUCCAGAACCAGCUGGACCGGCAGCCUGGUACCUGAGGGUUCUGCUGGGACAGCUGGACCAAUCAGAGCUCUGAUUAUUAAGGGCUGGAUAAGAGAGAAGGAGGAGUUCAGAUCCCAGGAGCGUGAGCCGCUGUAAGGAGCUGGACGGUGCCGCCAGGACGCGCCAGGCUCCCAUGUCUCCCUCCGACUUCCUGGACAAACUGAUGGGCAGAACGUCGGGAUACGACGCUCGGAUCCGACCGAACUUUAAAGGUCCUCCGGUCAACGUCUCCUGCAACAUCUUCAUCAACAGCUUCGGCUCCAUCGCUGAGACCACCAUGGACUACCGGGUGAACAUCUUCCUGCGGCAGCAGUGGAACGACCCGCGGCUGGCUUACGCCGAGUAUCCUGACGACUCUCUGGACCUGGACCCGUCCAUGCUGGACUCCAUCUGGAAACCGGACCUGUUCUUUGCCAAUGAGAAGGGAGCGCACUUCCACGAGGUCACCACCGACAACAAGCUGCUGCGCAUCUUCAAGAACGGCAACGUGCUCUACUCCAUACGACUGACGCUGACGCUGUCGUGUCCCAUGGACCUGAAGAACUUCCCCAUGGACGUCCAGACCUGCAUCAUGCAGCUGGAGAGCUUCGGCUACACCAUGAACGACCUGAUCUUCGAGUGGCAGGAAAACGGGCCGGUCCAGGUGGCAGAGGGCCUUACGCUGCCGCAGUUCAUCCUGAAGGACGAGUCGGACCUGAGAUACUGCACCAAGCACUACAACACCGGUAAGUUCACCUGCAUCGAGGUCCGGUUCCACCUGGAGCGGCAGAUGGGUUACUACCUGAUCCAGAUGUACAUCCCGUCCCUUCUCAUUGUCAUCCUGUCCUGGGUCUCCUUCUGGAUCAACAUGGACGCCGCGCCGGCCCGUGUGGCGCUCGGCAUCACCACCGUGCUCACCAUGACGACGCAGAGCUCCGGCUCCAGAACCUCGCUGCCCAAGGUGUCCUAUGUAAAGGCCAUUGACAUCUGGAUGGCCGUGUGUCUCCUCUUCGUCUUCUCUGCGCUGCUGGAAUACGCCGCCGUAAACUUCGUGUCGAGGCAACACAAGGAGCUGCUGCGCUUCCGGCGCCAACACAAGAGCAAGACCAAGGAAGUGGAGGUCCAGGAGAGCCGGCCGGCGUCCGCGGCUGCGGUGACCUCCACUCCCAGCAGCACCAAGGACACCAAAGUCAAUGCCAACAACACCGUGGGAGCUGUCAGCAUCUCCCAGAAUGCACCUGGAGGAGGAAGGAGCACGGAGGAGAUGAGGAAGCUGUUCAUCGACCGGGCCAAGAAGAUCGACACGGUGUCGAGAGCCGGAUUCCCUCUGGCCUUCCUCUUCUUCAACAUCUUCUACUGGGUCCUCUACAAGAUCCUGAGACACGAAGACGUCCACAAGCCCUGAGGACGAGGAGGACGGCGUGUCCUCAGAGGACGGCGUGUCCUCAGGGGACGGCGUGUCUUCAGGGGACUGCGUGUCCUCAGGGGACGGCGUGUCCUCAGGGGACGGCGUGUCCUCAGGGGACGGCGUGUCUU
Messenger RNA from Xiphophorus couchianus (Monterrey platyfish), 2819 nucleotides. It is a transcript of the gene glra3, whose product is annotated as glycine receptor, alpha 3. Gene Ontology annotation, biological process: monoatomic ion transmembrane transport. The coding region runs from base 1438 to 2688 and encodes 416 amino acids. Gene Ontology annotation, cellular component: plasma membrane. Gene Ontology annotation, molecular function: glycine binding; transmitter-gated monoatomic ion channel activity; transmembrane signaling receptor activity. Lineage: Eukaryota; Metazoa; Chordata; Actinopteri; Cyprinodontiformes; Poeciliidae. The record is from RefSeq and is a predicted model, not a curated record. The transcript is spliced from 12 exons.